This is a messenger RNA of Myzus persicae (green peach aphid), 579 nucleotides long. RefSeq lists its product as uncharacterized. The transcript has 4 exons. NCBI's taxonomy places the organism in Eukaryota, Metazoa, Arthropoda, Insecta, Hemiptera, Aphididae. The record is from RefSeq and is a predicted model, not a curated record. The coding region runs from base 1 to 579 and encodes 192 amino acids.
AUGAAACAUAAUAUUUUAAUUUUGUUUAUACAACUGUUACACACAACUAGAUUGGGAUCGUCUACAAUUUCAAAACAGCUAUUGAGUUCUCCAGUCGGUCCUUACCAAUUAGUCAUCAGACAAGUUUAUAAUUGCAAUCCUACGAAGAACAAUACAAUCCAGCAUUAUACGUAUAUAAGUCACAGGGCCAAUACAACAUGGUUGCUUGGAAAUUCAACCCUCGAAGCACCUCUUGACGACACAUUAUUCUUGGAAAUAAAAUUGGCUGUCAAAGAUUCACUUGGAAAUUGGAAGGAAAAUGUACUAUCGCAUAAAAUACCAAAUGCUUGCACAUCAAUAAAACGAUUAUUGGGAAGCGUUUGGACAGUGUAUAUGAAUGGGUCUGGUAGUAAAAAUACCAAAUGUCCUAUACUUCCGGGUAUUUACACAUAUCCAGGGAUUGAUACAUCAAUUUUUAAGGACUCGAAUCUGCCAAAAACAUUUUUUUAUGGAACAUUCAAAUUCUAUGUGUAUUACACUCGAAAAAAUGAAAUAUACGGCUGCCAAGUUUUCAUUAUAGAAACUAAGAAACAUCCUUGA